CUUGCACCAUACACACCACUCUGCACACACACCCCACCUUGCGACUCAACCCACUACUCGCUCUGUACCAUGGCCAAAUCUAUUCGAUCGAAACAAAAGAUGGCGCAGAGGCGAAAGAAGCGAGAAUCAGGCAACUAUCACGCAGCAGACGCAGCGAGAGUCGCGAGGUUGUCGGCAAAAUUAUUAGGCAAGGGUAAAGGGAAGGAGGGUGAGGGUGAGGGAGAGGGCGAGGAGGUCGUAAAGGAUGAAGAAGGAGACGAAGAGAUGGUCGAGGAACAAGAGGGAGAAGAUAAGGCAGGAGACGGCAAGAAAAUCUCGACUUCCGCACCGAGGGGAUCUAGACGAGACAAUUGGCGUUCGAGUAAAGGUGUCAAGGAGAGACGGGGUAAAGUCGCUGCGACGGGUCUGGGAGGAGGCAAGAGGCCGUUCAAGCCAAACAGGAGGCGGUAGGCGGUAAGGCGCCACCUGAUGGAUGGAAUAGGAUCGCUAGAGCUGGAGGAGAACCAUUCUGAUGUUUUCAGUGUGAUA
Kockovaella imperatae is the source of this 528-nucleotide messenger RNA. RefSeq lists its product as hypothetical. Gene Ontology annotation, cellular component: preribosome, large subunit precursor. Lineage: Eukaryota; Fungi; Basidiomycota; Tremellomycetes; Tremellales; Cuniculitremaceae. The transcript is spliced from 2 exons. The record is from RefSeq and is a predicted model, not a curated record. Bases 70 to 450 code for a protein of 126 amino acids.